CGUUACUAUUUCGCUUUAAGCCUCGCCGUGCUCAAUAACGAGGCCGUCCAAACAGUACGCCGCGUUGCGUCGUUACCGUUCGCGUACCGUUAACGUCUCUGCCUCGGUCAUAGCGAGGCAACGCUUAGCUUUAGCUAUGGCUAGCUAGCUAGCCAGCUAACGCUGGAGCCGAGCACCACCGCCGCCGUCGCUUUCGUGGUAGAUUUAACACGCUCCUUGAUAGGAUGUCGUCUGCACAGUUGGAGUUCGCUGUGCAGAUGACAUGCGGGAGCUGUGUUGACCAAGUCCGAGCAGCGCUUGAAGGCAACCCAGGAGUGACAUGGGUUAGCAUCAAUAUGGAGAAGGAGGAGGUGCUGGUGGAGGCGACUCUGACCACUGCGGAGGUGCAGGCUCUGAUAGAGAGCACCGGACGCAGGGCGGUGCUGAAGGGGAUCGGAUCACAGCAAGACCUGGGUGCUGCAGUGGCCAUGUUGGCUGGUGUGGGUCCAAUCCAGGGAGUGGUGCGGUUUGUCCAGCUGUCUGAGGAGAGAUGUGUGAUUGAUGGGACCAUAGAUGGCCUGGAGCCUGGAGCCCAUGGACUCCAUGUCCAUACCCUAGGUGACCUCACACAAGAUUGCCUCAGUUGUGGCGAGCACUAUAAUCCCUUUGGGAAACAGCAUGGCGGACCGGGGGACGCUGAAAGGCAUGUAGGUGAUCUGGGGAAUGUUGUUGCUGGAACAGAUGGCAGAGCCUCAUUUAGAUUAGAGGACUCGCAGCUAAAGGUAUGGGACGUGAUUGGCCGAUCGUUGGUGGUGGAUGAAGGAGAGGAUGACCUCGGUCGGGGUGGCCACCCCCUCUCAAAGCAGACUGGCAACUCCGGGGAAAUGCUGGCCUGCGGGAUCAUCGCUCGCUCGGCGGGCCUCUUCCAGAACCCAAAGCAGAUCUGUGCCUGUGACGGGGUGACGCUGUGGGAGGAGAGGGACAGACCCAUAGCCGGGACGGGACGCAGCAAGAUCAGCACGGAGACACUCACAGCUAACCUCUGAACCUGGGACCCCACAGCCACCCGUCUGAUUCUUGACAUUUGUGGCUGAUGAUGUCACGCAGGAAUAAGGGAGAGAAAAUGUAUUGACAGAAUGAGGGAAAGAGACAAAAACACCGAGGAAAGUGUGGAGAGACGGGUGAGCAAAUAACCAGAGACCAAGCUCUUAUUUUCUUACGGUCUGAAAUGGUCAUUCGCUGGUCUCACUGCAUUUCCUCGAUGGAAGGCAAAGCACUAGAUCAGCUCAAUACAUGGCUCGGGACUGCGAAAAUACAUCGAUUUAUGUUCAUUAAUAUUAUUUAAGGUUGACUUUAACCACACACCAACCAGGGCUGUUUGAUCACCUGUUAGAAUUGAUUUACUCAUAUGAAAUGAGCGACCCAUUUAAACCCCACGCCUACUGUGUGAUUCACGGCUUAAUAAUGGGCUUCAGGUUGCCUUUUUAAGUGUCCGGAGACGGUGAUGACGAACCCAUACUAAUGAAAAUCACACUGUUCAGGCUUCACAUAACCGUGUUGAUUGCAAAACCGAACAAUCUCCCUUCUCAUCCCAGACUAAGCUGUCCAGUUUAGAAUAGUGCCUCCUUCUCUGUAGUUGUCUGUUCGUUUUGAAGCCAUGAGUUGGUGUAAGUGACUCGGGUUUGGGAGAGGAGAGAGUCAAAUUCCAGCCAAAGAGAAAGGUAGAUGUGUUUGUGUGUGUGUGUGGGUUGGUGGGAGGGGGGGCGGGGGUCCCACUGGUCAGCUGUCUGCUUUUCAUGGCGGUCCAGUGUCGAGUUCCUUUAUCGGUGCCUCAGGACUGAAGGACAAGGGCGACAUUGAACUUCAUUUGACAUUCAAGAUCCCUUUAUAUGAGGUUUCUUAUUCUCUGCAUGUUCUCCCUGGACACGAUGGCAGUCUUACUGGGCACUCACACUUAUCAUUACACUGGUCUACAAAAAUAUAGUUUUUUUUUUUCUUGCAUGGACUUUGGAAACUGUUUUCGGCUAAUUUUGGGCUGCUGAAUCCAAAUCUGAGCUCAGAUUGGCUCUAUCGCAUCAAGUCUUUGUGCCAUCUGCAUGCUCCUGAUUCAGGAUUUUACAAAAGUUGACCAUCUAGUCUGACAAUCUCGGCGGGGAUAAAAAUGACCCCUAUUCAUUCCCUGAGUAACUUCAUGCUAGGCUGAGUGUUUAUUUAUUCAUUGUAAUCAUUUCUGCAUCUAUCCAUUUUCUAAUGCAACGGUGUGUUUUUAACUUCGAGUGUAAAGUUGCUGUUUUCUCAAAAAUAAUGAUUUUUUUCAUAGUUCAAAAACCUGAUGUGAUAGGCAAAACCCAAUGCCAGAUUUGGAUUCAGCACCCGAAAGCUGGCUUGAAUCCGCUGAAAAACCCCAUGCAAGAAACAUUAUGUUGACCAGUGUCCUUAUAUGAACCUGUUUUUUUUUUUUGUUUGCUUGCUGCUUUUUUCUACCUGCAAAAGAGACCAAUAUUGUUUAUUGUAUAGCUUUACAAUGCAGCACAUUCAUGCAUUGGUUUGUAAAUUGAGCAUCAGUCCCGCUCCUCCUGGGGAUGCGUCAGUGAGCUCUUUGGAUUCGACCCCGGAUGUGGAUGACUGCUGAACUCCUCAACGCAGCAGAGAUCGAAGAAGCUUCGUCGCUGACAACGAGGUCGACACGGUGGCCGCUGGCUGGCGGGUCUGACCCUUUAGUCGAGCGGUCCGCGACGUCUCCUGCGGUGCGGGCGAUACGGGUUCGUUUCCCGGCCGCGGCACUUCCUGCCCCGACUUCGCCUACAGUAUUAUACGACACGAAUAGCUUGUUCUCAGUUCACUUAAAACGCACUAAACUCGGGAACCUGCUGAUUCCGUUCACUUUAAAUAUCUUCUUUUUUUUCCAUACACAGAAAUGUACCACUUUCUUUUCUUCUUUUUAACCCACGAUGGCCCCCAAUACGCCGUCGUAGACGUGUAAUGCCGUCACAAUAAA
Molecule: messenger RNA, 2977 nt
Organism: Lampris incognitus (smalleye Pacific opah)
Lineage: Eukaryota; Metazoa; Chordata; Actinopteri; Lampriformes; Lampridae
Product: copper chaperone for superoxide dismutase-like
Exons: 8
Coding region: 225-1025 (266 amino acids)
Biological process (GO): removal of superoxide radicals
Molecular function (GO): copper ion binding
Source: RefSeq, a predicted model, not a curated record